Molecule: messenger RNA, 1288 nt
Organism: Budorcas taxicolor (takin)
Lineage: Eukaryota; Metazoa; Chordata; Mammalia; Artiodactyla; Bovidae
Product: apolipoprotein L2-like
Exons: 3
Coding region: 77-1093 (338 amino acids)
Biological process (GO): lipoprotein metabolic process; lipid transport
Cellular component (GO): membrane; extracellular region
Molecular function (GO): lipid binding
Source: RefSeq, a predicted model, not a curated record
GUGAAGCCUCACCUCCUUCCAGCCCGACCCAGACAAGGAGCUGAAGGAAGAUCUCUGAGACCCAGCUGCUGCCACCAUGAGCUCAGAAGACCGUAGGGGAAGCUCAGACAGUGAAAACUUUUUUGAGGAUAUCAUUCAGUAUUUGCAGGACACAAUGAGCAGAGAACAGCUGGAACUCCUGCUCACUGAAGAGGAAGCCUGGGAGAGUUUUGUGGCUGAGGCUGAUUUGUCCAGGGAAGAGGCAGACGCACUACACAAAUAUCUGCUGGAGCUGAAAACAGACUUGGCAGAGGAGGACCAAGACAGGCCACAACAAGACCAGCUGGACAGGAAGAGGUUUUUGGAGGAAUUUCCUCGGGUGAAACGGGAGCUGGAGGAGAGCAUAGCAAAGCUCCGUGAGCUGGCAGACAAGAUCGACAAGGUGCACAGAAACUGCACCAUCUCCAACGUGGUGGCCAACUCUGCCGGCGCUGUGUCUGGCGUCCUGACCGUCCUUGGCCUGGCUCUGGCACCCAUGACAGCAGGCAUCAGUCUGGGACUCUCGGCCACUGGGUUAGGGCUGGGAGCGGCGGCUGCUGUGACCAGUGUGUCCACCAGCAUUGUGGAACACGUAAGCAGGUCAUCAGCAGAAAUUGAAGCCAGUCGCCUUGUGCCAACAGAUAUCAGUAAAGAGGAGGCGUUUGCAGAGGUUUUAUGUAAGAGGACAACCCAGAUCGUUUCCUCUACAAAGAACUUCAUCCAAGCCUUGAAAGGCAUUGGGAAAAAUGUACGUGCCAUCAAGCUGGCCAAAGUCAACCCUCGCUUAGCAUCCCACGCUAAGCGCUUCAUGACUGUGGGGCAAGUCUCCGCCCGAACUGGCAAGCAGGUGCAGAGAGCAUUUGGAGGCACGGCUCUGGCAAUGACCAAAAGCGCCCGGAUCGUGGGUGCAGCCACGGCAGGUGUUGCCCUCCUGUUGGAUGUGGCCUUCCUGGUGAAAGAGGCAAAGCACUUGCAUGAAGGGGCAAAGACAGAGUCAGCGGAAAGGAUGAGGCAGCUGGCCGCGGAGCUGGAGAAGAAAUUGGAAGAGCUCAUCCGGACCUAUGAGAGUCUGUAGGAGGGCUGGACUUGGCCCCUACCAGGACAGUGCGGGGCCAAGAGAAGAAGGCACCUUGUUAGCGGGGAAGCAAGACAAAGAGGGGAAACUGGGCUGGUCUCCUGACUUGUUUUAGUCCAUUGUCUGGACUAUGCCAUUUUCCCAAAGGAAGAGAAAUCCUUAAACCCUCUUGUAUUCAAAACAUGUCAUUUUCUU